GGGAGCGCAUCAAGGCACCAGUAAGCGCGCGUUUGAUGUCACAUGUCAUUGUUUACAUCACAUUGAAAACACGAAUCCAUCACAAGAAUCGCGAACUCAAUUCAAAUCCGCUAUAAUGAGACUGCGGCCAACAAAACAUAAUUUGAACAAGCGGAUAUCAACCUAUUAAGUGGAAUUAAGAGCGCUGGUACUUCUGUGUAGUGAUGAGUCGAGUGUUCUCGCCGGCGAGAUAAUGAGACUCGCCGUAUUGUUCGUUGUAGCAUUGUGUGGAAUAGUUCCUUAUGUUAGUGAAGCACAAUCACCAACGAUUAUCACGACUUCUAAACCGAUUGUUCAUGGAGAAAAAAUAAUAUUUGGACAACUACCAAGAGGGGAGUGCUAUAGGACUGAAGUUCCGGCAAAAGCAUGGAUUUUGUCGAGUUACGAAGACAUUGCAAGAAAAGUUAUUUUAUCAAUACGGGAUAGUCCGCCGUAUGAUCUUAUAAAAGAUGGCAUCAAAACCAAGUCUUACUCUGGUGCCAUUAUUGAUAGGUCGCUGUCCUUCGAGGCACCAUUUGCUGUCCCAUCAGCCAUCUCGCUCCUAGCCAGCUUAGUUAUACCCCUGACUGGGUUGAUCUUUUGUUGCUGCCGGUAUUUCGGGCGCUGUGGCGGGAAACUUGAAGAAGAAGACAUGGAGUUUAGUCCUGUGAAAUCGAGGCACAGACUGUCAGUGGCCAUUGCCUUCUGCAGCGUCUUUAUACUUAUCGGAAGCAGUUGUAUCUUUAUAGCGAGCAACAGACUUGGCACCAGUUUCCCAGUCCUCAACACGGUGCUGGAAGAAUCUGUCGAUGACGUCAUCACAUAUAAAAACAAUACCAUCAAGGAACUGAAAUACGUCACAGUUUCUGAAAUGAAGUUCACCUCAGAUCUUGUAGCGGAGGAUUUAGACGCGAUAUCCCAGCAAGUAGUCGGACCGGUCAUGGGCGAGGCCCGGACACUUGUGGCACCCCUACUGGACGCAUUAGUUAGCACUGGGAAUGUUGUCUCCAAAAUGAGAGCAAUUCUGAAGAAUAUCAGUGUCACGGUCAGUGAGCUCAAGAGCCUGAACUCCGAGCUACGUCAACAGCUUUAUGAUUCGCGCCAAAACUUGACUGACGUGCGCGCGGCAUGCAACGCUGACAUGGACGCGAAAUUGGCGGGAAUUUGUGAUCAGAUCCCAAGUGGAGACGCACUUGUUGCAGUGGCAGACUUUAAUAAGGUCCCGAACGUCACUAAAGAAUUAGAAAGCAUAGAAGAUGUUCUACGCACAGACAUAUCAAUUGAGGCUCGAAAGGGUAAUGUGACAUUCGAAGAAAUCCCAUUGUCGGUUGCAAGGUCCACAUACUCUGGCAGACAAGAUAUAGCAAAUUCCAUCGCUGAACUGGAGGAUUUGUCUUCUGAUUUGAUUAAUCAAUUAGAAGAAGCAGCUGAACAGUUCGUUCAGACAACACUCGAGCCUUUCAGAGAAGAAAUGAAUAGCUAUGUCGGUCCGAGCGGAAGCUACAAGGAAUAUGACACCCUGAGGUUUUUUAGUUUUAUUGGUUUGGCUUGCACCGUUUUGCUCGGGGUGCUGAUCAUGUACUGUGGGCUCACUGCAGGAGUCUUAGGAUCACGUGAUUACGACACACCUAGUACCAGGUCCCUCACGUCCGACGCCGCUGGAAGAACCCUCAUGGCGUCGGUGACCUUUUUCUUCCUUUGCUCGUUGUUUCUGAAUCUACUGGUCGGUUUGCUGUUUUUCCUUUCUUCAAAUGCGACGAUCUUGUGCAAAUCAGCGGCCGAUCUUUCCCUUAUUGAGAAGACUGUUGACGACCCUUCUUUCCUUGGUUACUACCCCCUCUCCAAGACUCUACUGGGGGAUGGAAAUGUUGAGAUCAAACUAUCCGAUGUACUCAGGGGCUGUGAACAGGACGAGUCGCCAUGGCAACUACUUCACCUCGACACACGGUUCAACCUCACAAAUAUGACAAACUACAGAGAUAAAAUUCCUCCUAUGGACGAAAUUUUCAAAGAAUUAAAUUCCACAAUUGCUGGAGUAACAAUACUGACGUUAGAUGCGGAGCAGACCUUGAACGACACCCUAGACGCCGGUGUUCACUUGAUCUCUUUUGGCAACUUCACAAAACAGACACAGAAGCCCCUUGUUAACGUCUCUCUCGAUGCUUUUUCAAGCGACCUAAAGAACGUAUCUGACACUGCUAGGCCUACGAACGAGGGCGUGGCGGAUGGAUUGGUGUUCAUAGCGAACAGACUUCAGAUGAUACAGACCGACAUUAUAGAGACGUCCGAGGGUCUUGUGUCUUUACUGAAUUCAAAAGUCAUUCUAUUGGAAGAAAAGAGCAACAUCACAUUGGAAAGUAUAAAGGACGUGUUCACAAGAACAAAAGCUCUAGAUGGCUUUCUUCGUAACAGAGCGCUGGUCCUAGCCAAUGAGGCGUCUCACCGCAAUUUGGGCCGAAUCUUAGGCUGGAUUGAUCAGUACAUCGAAGAAGCUUUAUUGAAGAUAAGACAGGAUGUAGGGAAUUGUAGUCCAAUACGAACUAUCUACGAUGCCAACCUUUCCGCAGCUUGUGAAUAUCUACUGAGUGCUUUGAAUGCAUUAUGGCUGUCACUAGGAACCAUCGCUUUGUUCUUGGUAUUAACCAUCAUCCUAUGCGUGCGUCUCGCUAAGCAUUACCGUCGUGCUGAGCGGUCGUCGUCGAGUGCGAAAGCUACUAUUUAUGGCAUCCCUUUGACGCUCUUCACCAGUUCCUCACGUUCGAGUAGCCGCAAGGCCGUCACGUCGUGGAAAAAAGUGAACAAGAACUCUCCUGUGCCCUUCAACCUGCACACCAUGAGAUGGGUAUAGCGCUAGGUAAAACAUUUUGCCACUUGCAAUCUAUUUUCCUUUUUACAAUUAUCUAAUUCGUACUUUGGUGAUCUUGACUUUUUUGUGCCCAUUUAUAACAUUCAAUUUAAAGGUGGCAUGCUUUGAAAUGUAUCAUUUAAAUAACCUCAUUCACAUACAUGCUCAAAACUAAACUAUCUUAACUAUUUAUUAUUCCUAUUGAAAAUAGGGUAUUUGUAAAUAUGACAACAAAAAGUUUUUAUAUUUAUCUGUGUUUCUAAAAAAAAAUAUUUUAGGGAGAAAGUACACUUCUACUAGCUAGUUUUUUUCCUUUUCCUUUUCCUUUUCAAUUAUUUUUAUUUUACCUUUAUAUGGGAAUUAAAAGAAUAUUCCUCGACGAA
Molecule: messenger RNA, 3246 nt
Organism: Nematostella vectensis (starlet sea anemone)
Lineage: Eukaryota; Metazoa; Cnidaria; Anthozoa; Actiniaria; Edwardsiidae
Product: prominin-1-A
Exons: 23
Coding region: 233-2866 (877 amino acids)
Cellular component (GO): membrane
Source: RefSeq, a predicted model, not a curated record